Molecule: messenger RNA, 1566 nt
Organism: Protopolystoma xenopodis
Lineage: Eukaryota; Metazoa; Platyhelminthes; Monogenea; Polystomatidea; Polystomatidae
Source: the annotation of a GenBank genome assembly
AUGCCGUUUAGCUGUUUGCGGCGACUCGCCUCUUCUGCAUCUUCUCACCGUCCGGCGGAUGAUACAGCCUCUCCGUGUCGUCGCCCCCCCUCGCUUCACGGCCCCCACGUCACCGGCAGACUUGUUGCCAGGCUGCUCCGGUUCCCAUUUUGCUACCUCGCGCCUCCACUCGACCGGUCGACUUGUCGUCUAGUCCCUUUUCCAUUCGGCCCCUCGACGACAUCUGCCCUCGCUCGCGUCGCCAAACAGCGGCUCGUCAUCGACAAGUUGGCCUCUUUCCGCGCGCUCAACCCGCAAGAGUUGCGCCUUCGCCUAUUCGUCGACUUUUCAUCCGAAUUGCCCACUUUUUCCGUUCCGGCCUCUUUGUCUGCUUUUUCAGACUUGUCGAUUUCAUCCACUUUCUCCACCUCGCCCACUCUAUCCACUUUGCCUGCAUCUAUCACAUCCAUCCUGUUCAUUGGCACCUCGUCCAGCUCGCUCUGUUUGUCCUCUUUUUUUCUACUCUCGCCAUUUUGCCCACAUCCUCCACCUGGUCCACUUUGUCCACCUCUUCCACUCUUUCCAUUCCAUCCAUCUCGUCCACACCGUCAGCUUGUAAGCACUGACCUCUCGGACGCGGUGUCCGGCCAUCUCGACAUCGGCAUGUUUCCCACCACCUUCUGGCCGUCACGCCAUCACCAUCAGCCCCAGCCCCAGCACCAGCACCACCAGCAUCAUCAUCAGCAUCAGCAUCAGCAUCAGCAACACCAUCCGCACCAGCAACAUCAGCAUCAUCAGCAUCAACAGUACCAACAACGCCAUCAGCACCAGCUUCUGUCGGGACGUCUCGGCGGCUCUGCCGACACCGACUUGAUUGUCUCGGUUUACUCUCGUUUCCGUACCACCUUCUGGUUGGAUCGUCUCCUCGUCUGGCUCGGCGUCCUCCUCCCCGCCGCAGUCGGUCUGCUCCUCUUUCUGCUGCACACCCUCCUCGGCCUGGCCCACUGCCUGCCCACCCCCGGCGUCGCCAACGGCCUGACGACCGGACAGACGACACACUCCGCCCUCGGCCGGUCGUUGAGUCGCGGCGAAAGUCAAUUCGUCGACCACUCCUGCAGUCUCCAGUUGACCUCCAGCGUGCUCCAGGGCGUCUCACAAACGGCUCACCUGACCCACCUUCUCGUCGACCAGUCGCCGUCGCCGUCGCCGUUGGUCUCGUCUAGGCCUGCCUCAACCGGUACCGCCAGUCUCCAGCACGAGUGUUAUCCAUUUCUGCUGUUGCUGGCCGCUCUGCUCAUGUGGAUGCCGCACUACAUUUGGUCGCGAUGCGUCGACGCUCCGUCGCGACGUGAUCUCUGUCUGGUGCACGGCGAGCUGCGUGGCUUUCGUGAGGCCGUCUCCAACGAGUUGGCCGGCCUCGACUACCAACCGUUCGGCUAUCCGGUCUCGGUACCAACGCACCUCGUCUCUGCCGCCUAUCCACAGGCCGCGUCGACGACGCCACUCCCUUUUGUGGCACUCGGUUCGCCGGUCAACCCACACGGCGCCAACGGACUCAACCUCGGCCUCGGAUUGGCCGCUCCGCCG